GCGUGAAGCAGGCGGCGGCCAGGGGCCCCGGAACAAGCCUGACGAGGUAUUAAACCGCGGCCGAGGCCAAGGUGUGCGUCACUAGUGAAUAUAAUCCUGUCGUGUUCUGUGUUACCAAGACGAGUGAAGAACGUCCAGUUAGAGACUUUUAGUGUUCCAGAAUGCAGGCGAUACGUGUGGUGUUGGUGGUGGUGGUGGGCGUGACGGUGUGUCGGGCGGCGACCAUGUUAGACGCAGACGUCGACCAGGAUGUGGUGGACAUUGGGCCCAGAAACGACCUCGCGGCCACCAGUUCAGCCGCCACAGGACGGACCUUCUCAGAGUGGGGCCAGUCAAUCAUGGAAUGGAUGGGCUUUGGAGACGAUGAGAGCGACGAAUAUUCAGACUACGAGUACUCGUACUAUUACCCGCCCAGCGCCUCCUCUCAGAUAGGCUACGGGCUGCCCUCCGUCGGCUACCAGGGGGCAACGGGUGCUCAACAGUCCUCCUACAGCAGCUAUGCGCCCGUGCAAGUGGCUCAUCCCCAGUUCUCCCCCGCCCGUGACGACACUUAUGAGGAUGACGACGGCUGGUCGAUGACGGAUAUUAUGUACAACAUGGCCCUCACAGCUGUUCCUGUCGGCCUCCUCCUCUCCGCUCUUCCCACUGGGCUAUUCACCAUCGCAGUCAGACGAAGCUUCGACAACAGCAACCUCCUGGAUGAGACUAUGGACCCGUCGGAGUUGCCGCUGCUGCACGCCCUUGUGGAGAGUGACUUCAUGGCCCUCGUCUCCAGGGACUGCCAAGAGAAGCUUUUCUGCGAGAUCUCCCGCAUUGGGGAGCGCGAGGGCGCCUCAUUCAUGCAGAAGGCCUUCUACUAUGUUGCCACUCUGACCCCGGACACUGUAGCGCGCAAAGUGGGGUUGGCUCGGUUAUUCCGGACUUCGCGCCACGGCCAUUGUGACAUGAUCCAGUGCUCGGCCACCUCGGGACAGAGACCUCCCCCAAUGGUCACGCACAAGCCUGUUGAUACAAACCGUAUCUCCGAGGAAGUUAGCACCUCAGAGAAGGACGCUGUAGAGGUCGCAAGAGAGUGAUGUGGCAGCGCCCUUAUGUUGCUGGCUGUUCCUCAUCGCUUCGAGUCGGCUCAAACUCCCGUUGUAAGACUUGUCUGUUCUGUUGUGAACCGGUGGACACUCAACAGCAAAAUAUUCUUAAUUGUUGGCACACAGAAACGUCACUGUAAUUGGGACAUGCAUUGUUACUGGCUCUGCUGCAUGUGAAACACCCAGCAGUCGUGUACAGAAUGCAUGGUUGUUUCUACAAUGGAGCGUCAGCGGACCGAGGCUAGACUCCUCCACCAGUUGCCUAGACAACCUCGGUCUGGACGAGUAUUAUUAUCAACUUCUCAUAUUUAUCUACCAGUCGUAAGAAACUUUACUAAACUUUCACAACCUCUGUUCAUAUUCUCGGCAUGAACGGCUGACCGAAAUAUUUAAGUGACCUCAAGACCAAACAUCCAGACUGACCUGGAGACUGACCCAUUCUAACUGUGCCAUACGAUACGGGCCAUCCAAACACCCCUUGAGUUGCCCUCAAUAGUAUUUGCUGGACGGUAAAUUCCAGCGCCACAGUGUCGCUCAACAGAUCAGACUCUCAUUUCUAGAGCUUCAAGGAGUGUUUGAGACCCUCGGCCUGACUUAGACUGUGAUACUGCCGACUUGGGAAUACUUCACGACCCAACCCCCUUCACUCUAUUCUGCUGAAGUUUCACUUCUAAAGUAAACAGUUUUGUUUUAAUCAUUAUUGUUGCAUUCUAAAGGCAGAACAGUUAAUGUAGCUACUUUCAUACAUUUGAAAAUUAGUUAAAAUUAACGGAACCAGAGUUUGUGGAGGGGGGACAUGUGAAGCAAUAUAUAUAUAACGUUACAGACGCUAGACUAGUUAUUACAUUCAGUGUACAUGCGAAGGAGAAUUUACUUAUUACAGACCUUAGACUAGUUAUUAUACCGUUAACGCUGAAGAUAUCUUCACCACAGACGCCCAAGCAACGCUCUCGUUGGUCACAUCACGUGUGGGUGGCCCGCCCUCUCUACUCAUCGCUAAACUGUAGAUAUUGUAUUUAUUUUUAUAAGAUAUUUCGUCUCUUGAGGCUGGACCUCGGUGUGUGUGAGUGUGUGUAAUCUCAGGCUCUUCUUCUUAAUCUUGUACGUUUUAAGGUUGCUCAAGGACACUGAACGCGGCGUGACAGGAGGGCCAGGAAGCCGUCGCUGAUAAGAGGACAACAAUUGCCUGUCCUGCAGCGUCACACAAACUAUCACUAGCUUUAACUACUCGUUGCAAAGAACUGUCAAUUGUCUCUAUCUUCUUGUAUUAUCAGAAGAUAAAAUUUACCUCAAGUUUGGUUGUAGAUACAAGCAAUGGCUGCCCUCCAGCCACGGUGUGCAGCUCCCGGCCGCCCGCACGACCUGUGACCCCGCCUACGGGUAGACUCGCCGCCAAAGACUUAAUUUUAACCCAGGACUCUCUGUACAUAUGACAGAUUUCAUCACAACUAAUUUCAGUAAAUGUAUUCCACGACUCUUGUUCUCUUGUAACUGGUCGUAUAAAGCAGUUCAACAAACUGAUUCUCUCUAAUUUUAAGAAAGUGAAUGUCGCUGGUGUCUUGUUUACAUUAAAUACUGAAGGCUU
Molecule: messenger RNA, 2670 nt
Organism: Procambarus clarkii (red swamp crayfish)
Lineage: Eukaryota; Metazoa; Arthropoda; Malacostraca; Decapoda; Cambaridae
Source: RefSeq, a predicted model, not a curated record